AUGGCCAUCGAUCCCUUCAAGCCCGUUGUUCUUUCCGCCGAGGGUGCCGACCUCACCUUCUCGGUGCUUCCAUACGGUCUCACCUUCCACAGCAUCUCGACAGAAGCCGGUGAAGACUUCAUCGGUGGGCCAGAAGACCCCAAGGACCACGCCAAGGGUCGUAAGUUCCUCAACCCGAUCAUCGGGCGCUAUGCCAACCGUCUGGAAGCGGGCAAGAAGCUCGAGUACAAGUCUGCCAACGGCAAGACCACGCAGAUCGAGCUGCCCGAGUUCAGCGCACCAGGCGUAGUGCUGCACGGAGGGCCCGAGAGCGACAAGGAGAACAAGGUGGACAGCAUUGUCCAGCACGGUCCUUUCGACAAGUGUUACUGGCAACCGUUGGAUACCAAGGACAGCAAGCUGUUCGCCGACUCUGGUUUCAGCUCGACCAGCAGCCCGAGUGGCAAGGAGAGCAGCUUGAUCUUUGCUAUCGAGUCGCCAGAUGGUGAUUCCGGCUACCCGGGACAGGUUCGCGUCGAGACGCUGCUGGCUGUCGUACCGAGCUCGGCCUCCGACGCGGAGCUUGGCAAGUCGGCGGGCAAGCUUCUGAUUCGAUACCGAGCGGCGCUAGACAAGGACGGAUCUGUGGAGGCGACACCGUUCAACAUGACGCAUCACUGGGGCUUCAACCUGUCUGCCUCGAACGAAAAGGUGGGCAAGGCUGAGAAGGGCACAGUAUUUGAACACAUCUUCCAGCUGUACGCUCCUGCGGGCAAGUCGAUCUCGCACCUCGAGCUCGACCCUGCUCAGAUCGCCACUGGAGACCUCAAGCCUCUGUCUGGAUCCGCCGAGUCCUUCUCCAACCCUGGUCUGCACAGCUGGGAUCAGCCAGGCGGUAAGCGCAUCGGCGAAGGCAUUCCUUCGGACGGUUACGACGACUUUUACGUCUGGGGACCAACGCCGAUCCCUCAAUCGGACGACAUCAACAAGAUCGCCGUGGCAGAGACGAAGCGCGUCCGCCUCACGUCCGAGUCGGCAGGUCGCUCGGUCACGUUCCACUCGAACCAGGCUGGUGUUCAGCUCUGGUCGGCGGGUGCCAUGCCCGACCACCCGGCAGACCCAGCUCAGUCUGGUGGAUCGAUGAAGAAGGCGCACCGCAAGGGUGGACAGCCGGACAGCGGCAACUUCAACGGCGCAUUUGCGGCGAUCGAGUUCGGCGGCCCUCACUGCGGAUUCCUCGAGCCCAACCUAGUGGGUCUGGGUGGACAGGAGGAGAUUCUGGAGAAGGGCCAGGUGUACGACAACUGGGUCGUCGCCGAAGCUUGGCGCAAGUAG
Messenger RNA from Pseudozyma hubeiensis SY62, 1314 nucleotides. RefSeq lists its product as hypothetical. NCBI's taxonomy places the organism in Eukaryota, Fungi, Basidiomycota, Ustilaginomycetes, Ustilaginales, Ustilaginaceae. The transcript has a single exon. The record is from RefSeq and is a predicted model, not a curated record. Gene Ontology annotation, biological process: glucose metabolic process; beta-D-galactose catabolic process via UDP-galactose, Leloir pathway. Bases 1 to 1314 code for a protein of 437 amino acids. Gene Ontology annotation, molecular function: aldose 1-epimerase activity; carbohydrate binding.